UUACAUUGCAGACAGUAGCCAUCACGGUCCGCGCGAUCUUCGUCUUUAUAUUCUCCUGCUCCGACGUGCGUCAAGUCUUCGGCAGCCAUUCGUUAAGGUAACUCAUUCGGGUCCACUCAUUUCUAUCAUCCAGUCGUUGCUCAACCUCCAUGUCCAUUAUGGACUCGUACAAGGCUUUGGCAAUCCUAGCCUUUUGUGCGGGCGCGCAUGCUGCGGCCUUGCCACAGAUCAAUCUUCCUGGCGUUCUGCCGUUGGCUGCAACUACCUCCACCGCUGUCGGCGCUCCUGGUGCUAGUGGCAGCGCCGCCGCUGGUGUUAAAGUGAAUAAGCCUGCUAUUGCUCUGCCUGGAGGCCUUCCAGCUGCGCCGGCACUUCCGGCAGUUCCUGGCUUGUCUCUGCCCGUAACCCCGCCCGGCCUGCCCGAAGUCCCUCUUCCUGAUCUCACCGGCGGAUUGCCAGGUGGCUUGCCUCUAGCAGGUCUCCCAGUCGAUGUUCCGGCGGUCCCACUUCCAACGGAUGCACUUCCAUCCGUUCCUGGCGUGCCUGAGCUUCCAGCCGUUGGAAGCUUACCUAUUCCUGAACUGCCCGCUGCCCCUGGCAUUCCUAAUCUGCCUAGCGUGGACGGCUUGCCUGUUCCCGACCUCGGUGUAGUGCCUGGCCUUCCAGACACCGGAUCGCUUCCUAUCCUCGAGGUUCCUGCCGUCCCAGACCUACCGAUCCCCGCCGUCCCUGGCGGUCUUCCAAUUCCAGAUACGGGCGCUCUAUCCCUCCCUCUCCCCUUACCCGAACUCCCAACCGGCGACAUCACUGAUCUCGCUUCGACCGAUGCCCUCUCCAAGAUCGUGCAGUUGGGCUCUACUGUCCUUAGCAUCGUACUCUCUAUCCUAACCAAAGGUGCUUCCCUCUUGCCCUUGCCUGGCGGCUUGCCUGUUCCGAGCGUGCCUGCUAUUCCCGCUCUUCCCAAUGCUUCGCUCCCGCUUCACAAGAGGCAAAUCACCGGCGUCACGUCUGCUGCUAGCUCCGCGACGGCUGCUGCCGGCGGACUUCUUGGAGGUGUGACUGGCGGAGGCUCCCCUUUGAAUGCUGUUACUGGGCUCACUGGCGGAUUGACUGGUGGAAGCUCGCCCUUGAACGCUGUCACGGGCCUGACGGGCGGCUUGACUGGUGGAAGCUCGCCGCUCAGUGCCGUCACCGGUGCCACGGCCAUCUUGCCCGUCGUCGGGGGUGUGACGGCGAACCUGCCUAGUGUCGGCGGUGGGUCGGAUCCCGUUUCUGGUGUCGCUAAUACUGUCGGUGGACUUACGAAUAACCUCCCCGUUGCUGGCCUUACUGGAAAUUUGCCAGUGGUCGGCGGCGUUACUGGCGGCUUGACUGGUGGUGGUUCGCCUCUCAACACCGUUACCGGCGCUGUAUCCGGUCUCACCGGUGGAUCUAGCCCAGUCUCUGGUGUUGCUGGUACGGUAGCUAAUGCGGUGGGAAGCGUCCCGGUCGUCGGUGGCGCUGCUGCUCCCGUGCUCAGCACAGUUGGGGGGCUCACGUCUGGCUCUUCACCUGUCGGAGGCCUUACUAACGCUGCGUCCGGCAUAGUUGGAACGGGUGCAGGUGCUGCUGGCAGCGUUCCUGUCGUCGGGCCUGCUGUUGGAGGUGUCGUUAGCACCUUGCCUGUCGUUGGCGGCGGCUCUGGUACCCCCAACCUUAGUCCAUACAUUCCUGGUGGCAUUCCUGGAACUGACCCAGUUGGCGCUUUCUCUAUCUCCGUCAUUGCUACUCUUCUGAGUCUGCUGAAGAAAGAUCCCAUGUCUCUCUUCGCCCAGUCGCUGCCCAUCCCGGCCCUUGUGAAGCGGGACCUUCCCGAGCUCCACAGGCGCGACAUUCCAGAGCUUGCUAGGCGCCAACUCGGCGCCUUGCCGUCCCUGUCUCAGGGCCUCCCGGGCGUAGGCGUUGGCGGUCUCCAGGCUAGCGGUAUUCCAGGCGUCUCUCCUGACCUCGCCUCCCUCGUCGGCUCAAUCGCGAAGAACAUUGCCAUUCCCGGUGGAAAGGGACUUGGCGGUAUCACCAGCGGCAUCCUGGGCAUCCUCAACGGUGUUGUGCCCAACUUCCUCUUCCAGCUGCCCGUCGUGCAAGACUCGGUCCCGACCUUCGGUGUCCUGCAGCUCCUGUCCUCUAUCAACCCUACCAAGUUCAAGGAUUUGGCUGGUCUGACGAGCUUGGGCGCUCUGCAACAGGCCGCUUCUUCGAUCCCCGCUGGCGACCUUGCUUUCAUUAAGGGCCUGCCAGUCAGCCCGGAUUCGACGAACUUGAUUACGACGAUCAUGACUUUGACCGACAACAUCCUGACCUUGCCCGGAAAUGUUGCUAACCUGAAGGCUGCUGUUUCCGUCCUGUGUUUGAAGAAUCUGGGUCUGUCUGUUCCAGGACUGGCCUAGAUCUAUCUCGAGUGAGGAUGAUGGACCGGGAGAUGUGAUGAAUAAGAGGAAGAAGAGGGACAUGGUGAUGGAUACGAAAGAUUGCGGAAACGUGGGGACGUUUACAGCAUGGAAUGCUGACUUUCUCUUCUUGUUGGGGAUGU
Molecule: messenger RNA, 2569 nt
Organism: Trematosphaeria pertusa
Lineage: Eukaryota; Fungi; Ascomycota; Dothideomycetes; Pleosporales; Trematosphaeriaceae
Exons: 7
Coding region: 150-2426 (758 amino acids)
Source: RefSeq, a predicted model, not a curated record